GAUUAUUUGCCUUCGGAUUUUUAUUCUAAAUCGACAGCUUGAUGCAAACGGUGCACAGAACGGAACGGAUCGGAUCGUAUCAGAGAGCCGUAAACGACGCGAUGCUAGUGCUCAGAAACUCGUGUGUGCAUCAACAAAUAAUUUUUGUGGUAAAGCUGUGUAUGGCUUGCGCCAAUUGGCAAAAAGAGCUUUAAGAAAACAUUUGACAUAGUUAACAGACACUUAAACUUGUUUUAUGAGCACACACUUGGGGAGUGUGUGGCAAGAUAUUUUCACUAGAAAUCGCAAUUAAAUUAAAUCAAGCAAUAUGUCGGAGGUACUUGGAGCCAAUGUGACAACAGCCGUUGUAGCAGCAAACUCAACUGCCGGGUCAACAUUAUCCAAAGCGUCGCCAUAUUAUAAUCACACCAGUCGACUGAUAAUUCCCAUGCUUGUAAUGGGCCUCGGAGUAAUUUUGAAUUUUCUGGCUCUGGUUAUGCUAGCGCGCAAAAAGCAUAAUAAAAACAGCAAAUAUACAUUCAUGUUGCGAUGCCUAGCUACGAAUGAUCUAAUGGGUCUGCUAGGAAUGGUAACAAGUGCAAUGUUUUUCUAUGUGGUUGACGUAGAUGAAGGAUCAUUUUUGAAACGCUUAAACUGCAUUGGGCAUGUAGUGUGGAGGGCCUUUGGCGUUAGCUCUGGCUGCAUUGCCACAGUAAUGGCCGCAGAACGUUGUAUGGCAUUGGCCCGACCGUUUAUUUAUCACAAGCAUAUCACCUAUGAGUUGAUACAAAAAAGUGUCUAUAGUAUCAUUACGAUUGCAAUAAUCAUAACAUUUCUGCCAUUUCUUGGCUUCGGUGCUUAUAUUGAUGAGUCAAAUCCCCAUAAAUUAAUAUGUGUUCGCUACCGAGAUGCGUCUGGAUUUUGGAAUGCAGCCUAUUCGAUAUUGUUCAUGGUCUUUGGGAGCUUGCUUUGCAUUGUAAUUGUGACCUGCAACUUGUUUGUGGCGCGCGUGCUGUGGAUUAUUGGACGAAGUCGCACCAGCAAGAGACACAUGCAAUACUACUUGGUUAACCGGGAGACAAGCGUUCGCAACAUCGAACAGGAGAACAGCAGUGGCACAACAUUGUUUCAAAGCCAUCCCAGCACUGGCAACAGUCUGCUUCACAAUAUGCCACCACCACGACAAUUUCAUCAUAGCAACAGUGUGACGAUGACAGCAGAGACAUCGCCCGAUGAGAUUAAGUUUGCCAAGUUAAUGGCCUUCUUAAGCAUCUCAUUCGUAGUAUGUUGGAUGCCGCAAAUGAUCGCAAUUCCGCUGGCCAUUCGAAAAGAUCGUGUGGUCCAGUCACAUAAAUUCUUUAUAAUAGCUGAUGCACUGAUGGCAUUGCAUUUCACUCUGGACCCGUUUAUUUACGUUCUAAGCCGGUCCAAAAGCGUUAAUUGGUCGUUGAUUGCCUGCAUCAAGAGGUGGAGAUGUGGUCGAAGACUGCAGCGCUCUCAAAGCGACCAAAGUAGAAUUCGGACCACAACGACAGAGCAACAUACUCUGGACUUUAACUAAGGUGUCCCAUUAGUUAUCUCUCACAACAUUUAAUAUUACAUUGUUACGUAGAAGUGUUGUUUGUUACACUUCUGAUCGCACAUUCACUGAUAUCCUUCGUAGACUUCAUCAUUCAUUUAUAAUUAUUUCGCCUAUGUCCCCCGUCUGAGUUUCUCUAUCUGAUACAACCACAUCCUAUAUAAACAUAAAUUAUAAAUUAAUAACGUAUUAAACUUAUGUUAAGAACCUAAAAUUACCUUUAAAAAAUACUUUCCCUUAAAUAAUGUAAUCAACAUUGUUAUCAGUGAAUAAUUUUUUUUUAAUUUAGUCAUAUAAUUUGAAUUGUAUAUUGAAUUGUUAAGAUAUUGGUAUGAUGGGAUGGAUGCAUCGAAGACAACAAAGUGUACAUGUUGUAUGUAUGUCUGUGUCAAUUAAACAUUUUGAAAAAAAA
This is a messenger RNA of Drosophila busckii, 1970 nucleotides long. RefSeq names its product prostaglandin D2 receptor. The coding region runs from base 308 to 1540 and encodes 410 amino acids. Gene Ontology annotation, cellular component: plasma membrane. Gene Ontology annotation, molecular function: G protein-coupled receptor activity. Lineage: Eukaryota; Metazoa; Arthropoda; Insecta; Diptera; Drosophilidae. The record is from RefSeq and is a predicted model, not a curated record. Gene Ontology annotation, biological process: inflammatory response; positive regulation of cytosolic calcium ion concentration; adenylate cyclase-activating G protein-coupled receptor signaling pathway. The transcript has 5 exons.